Molecule: messenger RNA, 5741 nt
Organism: Equus quagga
Lineage: Eukaryota; Metazoa; Chordata; Mammalia; Perissodactyla; Equidae
Gene: HSPA12A
Product: heat shock protein family A (Hsp70) member 12A
Exons: 12
Coding region: 130-2160 (676 amino acids)
Source: RefSeq, a predicted model, not a curated record
GUCAGAGCAGUGCUCCCGCUGCCCGGAGGCUCAGACCCGGCCCGAGCUCCCCCGAGGACGCGGACAGGGACCUGCUCGGGCACGGGCGCUGCGCCGGAGGCUCUUCUCGCUGGCCGGGGCUGCGCGACCAUGGCGGACAAGGAGGCGGGCGGCAGCGACACGGGGCCCCGAGAAACGGCCCCCACAUCUGCAUAUUCAUCUCCAGCCCGGAGUCUAGGGGACACAGGAAUAACGCCUCUGUCCCCUUCCCAUGUUGUGAAUGAUGCCGACUCGAAUGUCUCGGAGCAGCAGACGUUUCUCGUGGUAGUGGCCAUUGACUUUGGGACCACAUCCAGUGGCUAUGCCUACAGCUUCACCAAGGAGCCAGAGUGCAUCCACGUGAUGAGGCGAUGGGAAGGAGGGGACCCCGGGGUGUCCAACCAGAAGACUCCGACCACCAUCUUGUUGACUCCCGAGAGGAAAUUCCACAGCUUUGGGUACGCCGCCAGGGACUUUUACCACGACCUGGAUCCCAACGAGGCCAAGCAGUGGCUAUACCUGGAGAAGUUCAAGAUGAAGCUGCAUACCACUGGGGACCUCACCAUGGAUACAGACCUGACGGCAGCAAACGGCAAGAACGUCAAAGCCCUUGAAAUCUUUGCUUAUGCCCUGCAGUACUUUAAGGAGCAGGCACUGAAGGAGCUGAGUGACCAGGCGGGUUCGGACUUUGAGAACUCUGAUGUCAGAUGGGUCAUCACAGUGCCUGCCAUCUGGAAACAGCCUGCCAAGCAGUUCAUGAGACAAGCUGCCUACCAGGCAGGCCUGGCCUCCCCCGAGAACUCGGAGCAGCUCAUCAUAGCCUUGGAGCCUGAGGCGGCCUCCAUCUACUGCCGGAAGCUGCGGCUGCACCAGAUGAUCGAGCUGAGCAGCAAGGCGGCGGUCAAUGGGUACAGCUCCAGUGACACAGUAGGAGCUGGGUUUGCACAGGCUAAGGAACACGUACGGCGUAAUCGGCAGAGUCGGACCUUUUUGGUGGAGAAUGUCAUAGGAGAAAUCUGGUCCGAGCUGGAGGAAGGUGACAAGUAUGUGGUUGUGGACAGUGGCGGUGGCACGGUAGACCUGACAGUCCAUCAGAUACGGUUACCAGAGGGACACCUUAAAGAACUGUACAAAGCAACAGGUGGACCCUAUGGCUCCUUAGGAGUAGAUUAUGAAUUUGAGAAGCUUCUGUGUAAAAUAUUUGGAGAGGAUUUUAUUGAACAAUUCAAAAUCAAGCGUCCUGCAGCCUGGGUUGACUUAAUGAUCGCGUUUGAGUCUCGCAAAAGAGCGGCUGCCCCGGACCGAACGAACCCGCUGAACAUCACCCUGCCCUUCUCCUUCAUUGACUACUACAAGAAGUUCCGUGGGCACAGCGUGGAGCACGCCUUGAGGAAGAGCAAUGUAGAUUUUGUGAAGUGGUCCUCGCAGGGGAUGCUGAGGAUGAGUCCAGAUGCCAUGAAUGCCCUUUUUAAGCCAACUAUCGACAGCAUCAUUGAGCAUCUCCGGGACCUGUUUCAGAAGCCCGAGGUGUCCACUGUCAAGUUCCUCUUCCUCGUGGGUGGCUUUGCAGAGGCACCCCUCCUGCAGCAGGCGGUGCAGGCUGCCUUUGGCGACAAGUGCCGCAUCAUCGUCCCCCAGGACGUGGGCCUCACCAUCCUCAAGGGUGCCGUCCUCUUCGGCCUGGACCCUGCCGUCAUCAAGGUGCGCCGGUCUCCGCUCACCUACGGGGUGGGCGUGCUGAACCGCUACGUGGAGGGCAAGCACCCACCCGAGAAGCUGCUGGUGAAGGACGGCACUCGCUGGUGCACUGACGUUUUCGACAAGUUCAUCUCUGCCGACCAGUCCGUGGCCCUGGGUGAACUGGUCAAGCGUAGCUACACUCCGGCCAAGCCCUCCCAGCUGGUCAUCAUCAUCAACAUCUACAGCUCUGAGCACGACGACGUGAGCUUCAUCACUGACCCCGGGGUGAAGAAGUGCGGCACCCUCCGCCUGGAUCUCACGGGGACCAGCGGCACAGCCGUGCCCCCUCGGAGGGAGAUUCAGACCCUCAUGCAGUUCGGGGACACCGAGAUCAAGGCCACAGCUAUUGAUAUAGCCACCUCGAAGAGUGUCAAGGUUGGCAUCGACUUCUUAAAUUACUAACUGGCCUCCCCGUGCCGCCUGCCCCCCUGGACUCACUCACCUGCAUCUGCUGACCUCAACCUUGACCUCUGCCCCUGCCCUGCCCCUCACCACUGCCCACCUGAAUUUCAGCAGGGAAGAUGAGAACAACCAGGGGUAGAAUAAUUAGGGAUUUUUGAGGGCGCACUGGAGUCAGAAAAACUGUCGGAAAUUAAGAUUGAGGCUUGGGAAUGAGAAACUCAAAGGUCCUAGAAGAGAAGCUAGUUUUCAUAGGUACAGAGUGGUGAGACACCCACCCAACAAGGGAAUCAAUAGGUUUCUGCAGCAGUGACGGAGCUUGCCUUUGAGCAGAUGGCCGUUAAGUAGAACUUAGGAUGAGCUAUUGCUGUCUUUCACAUUUGAAAUGAGAUCUUUGAGCAAGGAGGAGAUUCUUCAUCUCUUUGAGACUUUCCUUUUUAUCCUUUUUGGAUGGCAGUCAAUAUAAAAUGCCACCCCAUCUGUAGUUCAUGUCUUUUCAUUAUCAUGUGACUCGAAGUGGUGAUUCAGUGGGAAUUGGAGCAUUUUUAGCUGGUGGGAGAAGCUUGCCUACACUGGGCACUAUUUUAGGUUCUCAUAAUUUAAAUUCUAAAUGGGUUCCAUGAAGAAUAACUGUAGCUUUGGCUAAUCCACUAGGAUUUGUGAGUGGGAGAGCUGAGACCUCAACUUUCUAGCAGGUAAAAACUUGAUUUGAGGGAAAUGGAUAUUAAAGAGCUACUGACCCAUAGGUCAGUAAUUAUAUGCUGCGAUAUAAUUACCAGAAUGCCAAAUCCUGAUUUCUGAAUUUAUAAGUAGCUCUGGUUCACCUUCGGAGGAUUCCAUAUGAGAAGGUGAGGCUGCAGUUUGCCUUGUCCGCAUCACCAAGCCCACUUGUCCAGAACAGCCUUGACAAGCAAAUAUAUUUUAAAGUAACUCCCUCCUCCUUGCUCAACCUCAUCUCCCUAAGUGUUUUGGCCAUUUAUUCCCACAUUUUGAAAAGAAUAAAUUGGUGAUACAUGGGCAGCGAAUCUGUUCUAUGAAAUGUUUCAUUAAAAUCUUCGGGUUUUAAAGUCUGUCCAACAUUGAUGAAAUUAAGCCAGGUUUUUUCAAAGCAGUUCUGUGGCUCGCCUGCAUGAGAACUGCCUGGGUGCUUGUUACAAACAGCUUCCUGGAUGCUAUCCCUUUCACGAACUGAAGUCGAGUCUUGGAGAGGAGGACCAGAAUCGGCAAUUUUUAGUAAACACCACAGGUGACUGUGUUUCAACUGAAAUUUGAGAAUUCUUAACUUUAGGUUUUGUUGGAAGCUGAAGCACAGCCCAGAGCUGGCAGCCUGGGUCUUCCCAUUCGGGCUCCCUCAGCGAGAGGGUUUACACGUGAAGAGCGAUCAUCGCACACCCUGCCCUCUUGUGAGUGGGGCUGGGGCUCCACCUGCCUUGGGCUUGGCGCUUUUAACCCUCACAGGAAGGGCCUGGGGAGGAAAAAGAUUGGAAGAAAGGCACCCUAAGGACAGAGCUGACUGAGGAACCAAGGGCUCGGUUCUCUCCUUCCUUCCCCACUUGCAAAGCCAGUCUUCUCCAAUGUUCAGGGACCAACAGAGGAAAAAGAAUCAAGAAUCUGACUCCCAGCCUUUCUGAUCUGUUCAAAGCUGUUUUUUCCACCUGCUGGAAUUCAUUCCGACUUUCAGUCACUGGAGGCAUGCAUAAUGGAUGAAGGGAGGAUGAGGGAACUAACUUCGAAUGCAAGGUGGAUUUACAGACUCAUUAUCAUAGCCGAUAUGCAGAUUUUCAGUAGCAUUUCCAAUUUCAUCCUAACAUGUCGUCUUUUUCACAUCGCCUGCUGCAGAAUUCCCUCCUGGGAUGUGAAACACGAACAAACCGCGGAACCAGAGAAUGCUAGUCACAUAACUCAGUGGUGGGAUUUCGUAUCCAGGUACAAAGGUGUGUUUGCUAGGGUUCUCUUCUGCCUGCUCUGCUUCAAAAGCUAAAUGUUCUGAGUCUGUCUCUGCUGUUGCCAGCCAUUCUCUACAAAUAGGACUUUUCAAUUUAGUUAUAAGUAAUAUAAUUUUAUGUACAUAUAAUAUUAGAAUAUUGUACAGAAUCUUUAUUUCUACAAUGUGCUUUUCUUGUUAAAAAAAAGAAAAUGCUCUUUGAAUUUUGUUGAUGACAUUGCUGCCUUUAAUUUUCCACAGUUUCAUUUCUUAAUUGUGCUUACUAACCAUCAAUUUGUACCGAUAUUAAGCGAUGGACUAUUUAUGCAAGACUGAGCAAUAGACAGAGGUGCCUAGGGUCAGAAUACUCUGAACAAAUGGACCACCUGGAACAACUUCAUCAGACCUUUCUAUACACACAUCCUUCCCAAAGGCUUACAGGUUAAGGAGCAUAAUAAUCUAAUUGAUUCUCCUGUCCAGUCCUUGAGAGCUGAACCUUCUGGUUCUGUAAGUAAUGUGACCUGUGCAGAAAAACCUACGAAAACUCUUUGCAUCCCUGCAGGGUUGUCAGUCUCUCCUGUGGGGCAAAGCAGUCACUGAGGGCACAGUGUGGUCCCACCGUGUGUGAUGUUUUAGAACACCCGGGUCAGAGGAAGGAGCCUAGUGGUGCACAAAUCCAGCUUAUCUAUUGGAUUAAGUGUAAGAGUGAGUAAUAUAGUCAAGUCCCUCUUUUUUUGGCUAAUGUAAGGUCUUUCCCACCUUGCAUUAAGGAUGUCUCCUUGUCUGCUAUUUCUCUUAGAUGGGCUGGUUGAAAUUUGCAGUGUUGGCAAAUAGCUGAUGGAGAGGGGGUGAUAAUUUUAUUGGACUUUCUUCUGGCCCCAGCGAUGUAGCCCCAAUAGUCAGACUCCUUAAAGGGAAUCCCCAAACCCAUCCCUCCUCCCCCUCCAUCCCCGCAGGAAUAUUCCAGAAUAAGAGCACUGGAUAAGUACACUUGAACACAUUUUCUAAUCUUAGAAAGUUUCUAAAAGGCCUGUUGUCUUGACCCAUUACUCAAUUGUCCCUGGCGUAUUACCUGGUGGUCAUUCUUGGAAGCAGAAUUAUCAAAGGAUUUCCUUUGUCACUGCCCUCUAUGUACACAGCAGGCAUUCAUAAAUGCUGAAUGAGAGACAAGUUACAGACAGACAAAUAGUAAAGAGGAGACACAAGCGUUUUCGCAGAGUGAUAGCUAAGAUGAGUCCCCCUUACAGAGCCUGCCCUACCCUUAGAAUGUUAUUUAGAUCAAGUUUAGCUUUUAGAGUCCAGGUCUGGUUAAUUGCCAGGGUGGCAAACAAUCGCAUGCACCAAUAUAAACAGGAGUCAAAAUGCACUAUUAGUCGAAGAUCGAACUUCACGUUGUAGAGAUGAAAUAGCUGUGAUUAAGCUGCAUAUUUAUGCUGGGAAGUGGCUUAAGUGGUUGACUAGUGCAAAAGUUGUUGGCCGUAACAUCACACCUCUCAUCUGCUUGGAAUAUGGAACAGUAUUCGAAAAUAUCAGUCACUGGGGUCUUGUUCACUACAAGAUAAAUUCAGACUUCACAGAACUUUGCAGCAGUUCACAACUUGACAAGAUUGUAUCUGCAAAUUUUCUGUCUUCGCAGAUGUCUAAUAAAGCAAAACUCUGG